Messenger RNA from Drosophila sulfurigaster albostrigata, 2060 nucleotides. It is a transcript of the gene Pex5, whose product is annotated as peroxisomal targeting signal 1 receptor. The transcript has a single exon. Gene Ontology annotation, cellular component: peroxisomal membrane; cytosol. The record is from RefSeq and is a predicted model, not a curated record. Gene Ontology annotation, biological process: protein import into peroxisome matrix, docking. The coding region runs from base 256 to 1929 and encodes 557 amino acids. NCBI's taxonomy places the organism in Eukaryota, Metazoa, Arthropoda, Insecta, Diptera, Drosophilidae. Gene Ontology annotation, molecular function: protein binding.
CGAACAAUAUUUCCUGCAAUUGAAUAAAUAAAUUUGCAAAUCAUCAAUGUCUUGAAACGCUUGUAAAAACAUCGCUGCAUCGAUAGUUCCGUUGGAUGCUUGUCCACCUCUAGUGUUGUUGUUUCGCUUUCGUUCGUUCUUAUCUGAACAAAAGUUGGUCUUUUGACCUCCUCCACUCCAAUUCGAGCUGCCGCUCUACCAAAGGUUAAUAUCAAGCAACGAGCCCAGUUAAACAGUUUGUUACGUAGCCCAGCGAUGUCGUUACGUCCACUUGUGGAAGGCGACUGCGGCGCCGUCAAUCCGUUGAUGCAACUUGGCGGCCAAUUCACUCGCGAUGUGGCCCGCAAGGACGAAGGAUUCGCAGCGGCGCCAUUCGAGCGCCAGCUGCGUCCCGAUGAGCAAAUGGUCAGCGAAUAUCUGGGUCAUGUGGCUGCACCACCGCAAUCCUUUCAAAUGAACUCGCUGCUGCAGGAGAUGCGCGACAUUAAUAUCCAUGGUGCAGGUGGAGCACAGGUGGAUGAGGUGAUGGCUGGCCAAUGGAGUCGUGACUUUCAGCAACAGCAAAAGCUUCAGUCCGGUGGCAACAAAAUGCUGCACAUGCAGCCGCAGCAGCAGCAACUGCACCAUGCUCAAGAAUUCUUCGAUGAACCUUUGAUCAGCAGUCAAAACUUUCGGCCGCCACCCAUGAUGAUGAUGCAAAGUCCAUACAUGGCCAUAACAGCGCCACCAGCGACACAAACACAACACGAUACCUUCUUCGACGAGCAGCUGGAAACCAUCGAUACCGAUAAACAAAGAGUGGAGGAUUGGAUUAACGACUAUCCACGUGAAAAGGAGCAAAGCGAACAAACGGCAGCGAAUUUCAAUGAAAAGUUCUGGCAGCGGCUGCAGGACGAAUGGCAAAAGUUGGCCGAGGAGAAUGAGCAUCCGUGGCUCAGCGAAUAUAACGAGAAUCUGGACGCGUACAAAGAGUACGAGUUCGCUGAACAGAAUCCCAUGUCGGAGCUGCCUAAUGCCUUCGAGAAGGGCAAAGAAUACCUGGCCAAAGGUGACAUACCCAGCGCAGUGCUGUGCUUCGAGGUGGCGGCCAAAAAGGAGCCGGAACGCCUCGAAGUCUGGCAAUUGCUAGGCGCCUCGCAGGCAGAGAAUGAAAUGGAUCCGCAGGCAAUUGCGGCUUUGAAGCGUGCACUCGACCUGCAGCCCGAGAAUCGUCAGGUGCUCAUGUCGCUUGCCGUUUGCUAUACAAACGAAGGACUGCAGAGCAGCGCUGUCAAAAUGCUAUCGAACUGGAUUGAGGUGCAUCCGCAGUAUAAGCAACUGUUGGCCGCCUAUCCACAGCUGCAGGCCGAGGGCAGCUCGCUGGCCUCGUCGCUGAUUGGCGCCAACAAGCUGCGUGAUCUGCAGGAGGUUUACUUGCAGGCUGUGCGCAUGCAGCCGUCACAAGUGGACGCCGAUCUGCAAGAGGCACUGGGUGUGCUUUACAAUCUGUCGGGGGAGUUUGACAAGGCUGUCGAUUGUUACAGGAGCGCAGUGCAGGUGGAUCCACAGAAUGCCAAGCUCUGGAAUCGUUUGGGCGCCAGUCUGGCCAACGGUUCGCGGUCCGUCGAAGCUGUCGAGGCCUAUCAGCAUGCACUGCAGCUCCAGCCGGGCUUCAUACGUGUGCGCUACAAUGUGGGCGUCUGUUGCAUGAACCUCAAGGCGUACAAGGAGGGUGCCGAGCAUCUAUUGACGGCCCUCACCAUGCAGGCGCACACAAAUGCCUCUCGAGAUCUGCCCAAUGCCGAGGGCAUUGCUGGGGGUCAGCAACAGAUGUCCGAGUCCAUUUGGAGCACACUAAAGAUGGUCAUAUCGCUGAUGGGACGCAGCGAGCUGCAGACGCAUGUUAGCGAACGUAAUUUGGCAGCGCUUAAUGCUGCCUUCAAGGAUUAGUCUCGUGUGGUUUCGAAAAUUCCAUGUAAAUAACUGCAAUUCCAACGUUUUUGUUUCUACUUUUUGUUGCCUGUAAGAUCUGAAAUUGAAUUUGUGUUAAUAAUAGAAAGUCGUGUACCAUAUGCACUAUA